This is a messenger RNA of Pristis pectinata (smalltooth sawfish), 601 nucleotides long. RefSeq names its product heat shock 10 protein 1 (gene hspe1). Bases 16 to 474 code for a protein of 152 amino acids. The transcript is spliced from 4 exons. Gene Ontology annotation, molecular function: protein-folding chaperone binding; protein folding chaperone; ATP binding. The record is from RefSeq and is a predicted model, not a curated record. NCBI's taxonomy places the organism in Eukaryota, Metazoa, Chordata, Chondrichthyes, Rhinopristiformes, Pristidae. Gene Ontology annotation, cellular component: mitochondrial matrix.
GUGCGUUCUGAUGAAAUGCAACAUCCUCCUGACGUUCGAGGUCACGUCGCCGCGUUCGAAGGCUAUUCCCUCACGUGGAACAUCUGCCAUAGUCCUCGGUGCAGAGAGGAGGCUGCAAGCAAGUUAAUUUUUUUAAGCAUUUUCUCCGAGAGAGAGAGAGGAGGAAUGGCAGGUCAGGCAUUCAAAAAGUUUCUUCCUCUCUUUGAUCGUGUUCUGGUGGAAAGGGUUGCAGCAGAAACAAUGACGAAAGGUGGCAUUAUGCUUCCAGAAAAAUCUCAGGGAAAAGUGCUGCAAGCAACAGUUGUAGCAGUUGGACCUGGCAGCCGAGUAAAGAAUGGUGAUAUCCAGCCAGUUAAUGUAAAAGUUGGUGAAACGGUUCUACUGCCAGAAUAUGGAGGGACUAAAGUUGUUUUGGAAGACAAGGAUUAUUACUUGUUCAGAGAUGGAGAUAUCCUUGGAAAAUACACAGAAUAGAUGUUGGAUGUCACUGUCAGUUUCAUGAACUGACCAUUCCGUGAAGUACCUGUCUUUUUGUUCCAGUUUGUAAAUAUCUUUUUUUUGAGCUUUGGUACAGUACAAUAAAGUCAACAUUAAACCCAGU